CAUGUAUACAGGCACUAUUUCAGUAAUCUAUGGUCCAAUGGUAAAUGUAUUAUAAUAUUUCAGUUUUCUGGUAAAACAAGUGAACUAAUGAGAUUGGUUAAGAGAUUUACAAUUUCUGAAAGAAAAUGUGUUGUUUUAAAUUAUGCAAACGAUAACAGAUACUCAGAAGAAUAAUGUAUUUCAAGUCAUGAUAAGUAUGCUGUUUAUUUAAAAAAAUGAAGACAAUAUUUAAAAGCCGUAAAAGUAUGCAAAUUGAAUGAAGCUUAUGAUAAGUGUAAGGAAAGUGAUGUUGUGGCUAUUGAUGAAGGUUAAUUCUUUUAAGAUGUAAUUAAAAUUAAUAAUUAUAUAGAUUGUGGAAUUUAGUGAGAAAAUGGCAAAUUUAGGAAAGAUUGUUAUUGUAGCAGCUUUAGAUGGAACCUUUGACAGGAAACCUUUUCAUAAUAUUUUAAACUUAAUACCUUUAGCAGAACGCAUAACAAAAUUAACUGCAGUAUGUUGGUUUUGUAAAAGAGAAAAUGCAUCAUUUACUAAAAGAAUAGUAUAAUCAUAAGAGAGUAAAUAAAAUAAAUAAAAUUUUAGUUGAAUUGAUUGGUGGUGAAGAUUGCUAUAAACCAGCAUGUAGAUAGUGUUUCCAUUUAGCUGAAAAUCAAUUGAAAAGUCAAUCUAUUCCACAAUCAAUAUAUGUUAAUUAAGAGAAUCAUUAUGAUCAAAAUAAUUUGAUUUGCUGAGC
This is a messenger RNA of Paramecium pentaurelia, 730 nucleotides long. The record is from the annotation of a GenBank genome assembly. Lineage: Eukaryota; Ciliophora; Oligohymenophorea; Peniculida; Parameciidae.